Molecule: messenger RNA, 1183 nt
Organism: Drosophila rhopaloa
Lineage: Eukaryota; Metazoa; Arthropoda; Insecta; Diptera; Drosophilidae
Gene: Rab27
Product: ras-related protein Rab-27A
Exons: 3
Coding region: 399-1088 (229 amino acids)
Biological process (GO): melanosome transport; positive regulation of exocytosis
Cellular component (GO): secretory granule; melanosome
Molecular function (GO): GTP binding; GTPase activity
Source: RefSeq, a predicted model, not a curated record
GGCAACAGGUCGUGCAGCGCAACGCCCGCAGGAUCCUCUGCGUUCACAUCCGCAGCAGGUCCUCUGAAUCCUCCGAGUUCUCGGAGAGGCCAAACUCGCACUAGGCGCUUUUUCUGCCUAUUUGUUUUUGAUUUGGCAUCAAAGUGGCAGAGCAGUCGGGGGAACUCCCGGGCAGACGAAUUGCGCGCGCUAAAAAUAACGGUUGCCCGCCAGCUUAAUCAGCUUAAAACUUCAGCAUCCUUGAAGCGCCAAAUCUAAAGGAGUAGCCUUGGGCGCCAAAGUCAAAGGCAGGCGUCGAGGCGGAAAUGGGUGCCGCGCCUCUGCAAUUAGCCGGAUCCGGUGAACAGGCGGGCGAGAUGCCUCUGCUGUCCUAAACGAACCCGCUCAGAAAUACCAGAAUGACGGGCACCAACAUCGACUACGACUACCUGCUGAAGUUCCUGGUCCUGGGCGACUCCGGCGUGGGUAAGACCUGCCUCCUCUACCAGUACACGGAUGGCCGGUUCCACACCCAGUUCAUCUCUACCGUAGGCAUCGACUUCCGCGAGAAGCGACUGUUGUACAACUCCCGCGGACGUCGACACCGUAUCCACCUUCAGAUCUGGGACACCGCUGGGCAGGAGCGCUUCCGCUCGCUGACCACGGCCUUCUACCGCGACGCCAUGGGCUUCCUUCUCAUCUUCGACCUGACCAGCGAGAAGAGCUUCCUGGAGACGGCCAACUGGCUGUCGCAGCUGCGGACGCACGCCUACUCGGAGGACCCGGACGUGGUGCUCUGCGGCAACAAGUCCGACCUGCUGCAGCUGCGCGUAGUGAGUCGGGAUCAGGUGGCGGCCCUCUGCCGGCGCUACAGACUGCCCUACAUAGAGACGAGCGCCUGCACUGGGGCCAACGUCAAGGAGGCCGUCGAGUUGCUGGUGGGCCGUGUCAUGGAGCGUAUCGAGAACGCGGCCUGCAACCGGGAGUUCUCCCUCCUGCUCACCCAGUCCCGCUGCCUGCCGAACAUCGCCUACGGGCAGACGGAGCCGCUGCGCCUCCACGACCGGCGGGAGGAGCCCUCUCCGCGUCGGAACUGCCGCAACUGUUAGGCCCCAAAACCGAUCCCACCCCGCGUUGUUUCUUGACUCUUGUUUCCGGUUCUAAGUGUGUUUCGCUGUAAAUAAAUGUUGAUUGUUAAGUAAAA